This is a messenger RNA of Callithrix jacchus (white-tufted-ear marmoset), 1283 nucleotides long. RefSeq names its product endothelin 2 (gene EDN2). Gene Ontology annotation, biological process: vein smooth muscle contraction; regulation of systemic arterial blood pressure by endothelin; intracellular calcium ion homeostasis. NCBI's taxonomy places the organism in Eukaryota, Metazoa, Chordata, Mammalia, Primates, Cebidae. Gene Ontology annotation, cellular component: extracellular region. Gene Ontology annotation, molecular function: hormone activity; endothelin B receptor binding. The record is from RefSeq and is a predicted model, not a curated record.
CAGCCAGGGCACAGAGGCAAUGAGCUAUCUGCUCAGCUUAACAGCAGGACGCUGGCAACAGGCGCUCUCUGCUCCGGUCCAGCCUGCCCGCUCCGCCGCCGCUAUGGUCUCCGUGCCUACCACCUGGUGCUCCGUUGCUCUAGCCCUGCUCGUGGCCUUGCACGAAGGAAAGGGCCAGGCUGCUGCCACCCUGGAGCAACCAGCAUCCUCACCUCAUGCCCAAGGCGCCCACUUGCGGCUUCGCCGUUGCUCCUGCAGCUCCUGGCUCGACAAGGAGUGCGUCUACUUCUGCCACUUGGACAUCAUCUGGGUGAACACUCCUGAACAGACAGCUCCUUACGGCCUGGGAAACCCGCCAAGACGCCGGCGCCGCUCCCUGCCAAGGCGCUGUCAGUGCUCCAGUGCUAGGGACCCCACCUGUGCCACCUUCUGCCAUCGAAGGCCCUGGGCUGAAGCCGGGGCAGUCCCAAGCAGCAAGUCCCCUGCAGACGUGUUCCAGACUGGCAAGACAGGGUCUGCUGCAGGAGGCCUUCUCCAAAGACUGAGGGACAUUUCCACAGCCAAGAACCUCUUUGCCAAGCGACAGCAGGAGGUGGUGUGGGAGCCGCGGCCCACACACUCCAGGUGGAGGAAGAGAUAGCUGAGAGAGCUGGAGGAGCACUGGGAAGGAAGCCUGCGGGGACACAGGAGGAGAGAAGUGGGCUGGGCCCGUGCGAGACUCUCUGCCUGCUUCCUGGACCGGGGCUUUGGUCCCAGACAGUUGGACCCAUUGGCCAGGAUUGGCACAAGCUCUGGCCCCCUCACCCUGGUGAAGGAGCCUCCUCCAAGGCAGCUCCGUGCCCUCCCACUGCCCAGGGAAGCCCUCCGCCUCCAGACUGCAGAGCAGCCUCCAGCACUGGCUGCUGGCCCAGGGCCCUGAUGGAAGGAAUUGCUUGGGGAGAACAUUUACCUGGAGGCUGCAUCCUGAGGAGUGUCCUGGCUGCUGGGCUGCAAACCAGGAGCAACUGUGCAGCCGCGAACACUCAUGCUUCAGCCAGCCCUGGAGGCUGGAUGGCUCCCCUGGGGUUGGCGUCCUGGCUGGCUCUUCCUCUCCAGCUCUCCCUCCCCAGUCCUUGCACCUCAUCCCCUCCGGACCCUCCUGGUGAGAAGGGCCUGUUCUGCUUCUCCUGUCUGUACAUAACUUAUUCGCUCUAAGAACUUGGAGAAUCCCAAUUAUUUAUUUUAAUGUAUUUUUCUAGACCCUCUAUUUACCCACAAACUUGUGUUUGUCAUAAAUGAGGAAA